Miscanthus lutarioriparius is the source of this 945-nucleotide messenger RNA. The record is from the annotation of a GenBank genome assembly. Lineage: Eukaryota; Viridiplantae; Streptophyta; Magnoliopsida; Poales; Poaceae.
AUGGGCUCCGGAUCUUUGCUCAAGGUCAUCGCCAACAACUUCGACGUCCUUGCAGGGCCUUUGGUGGCACUGGCUUAUCCUCUGUAUGCUUCCGUUAAGGCAAUAGAGACCAAAUCUCCUGUGGAUGAUCAACAAUGGCUCACAUAUUGGGUGCUGUACUCACUAAUAACAUUGUUUGAACUCACAUUUGCAUCAAUUAUUCAGUGGCUUCCUUUCUGGCCUUCAAUGAAAUUGAUCUUUAUUUGCUGGCUUGUCUUGCCAUACUUCAAUGGCGCAGCCUAUGUGUACCAGAAUUAUGUGAGACCUGCCUUCAUAAAGAACCAGAUGGUCAAUAUUUGGUAUGUCCCUCAGAAGAAAGGCCUUUUUGGGAAAUCUGAUGACUUCCUCACAGCACUUGAUAAGUUUGUUGAAGAAAAUGGGACUGAUGCGCUGAAGAAACUGGCGAAUAAGGCUGGCAAGUCAUUUAAACAGUCUGGGAAAUCAUCUAAAGAUUCGAAAGAGUCAAAAUCAUCCAAGGAGUCGAAAGAAACAAAAUCAUCAAAGGAUUCCAAAGAACUGAAGCCAUCAAAAGAUGCAAAGCAAUCCAAGACAUCAAAAGAUUCGAAGGAGCCAAAGUCACCAAAGGAUUCCAAAGAACAGAAGAAGGCGGCACUGAAAGAUCCGAAGAAAGCACUGAAGGAUUCUAAAGAACUGAAGAAAGCGCUAAAGGACUCGAAAGAACAGGAAUCACUGGAAGACCCAAAGGAACAUACGGCAAAGAAGGCCGGCAAGCGUGUGACGUUCGCCGAGGUGGAGCCCGAGAAGGAGCUCAAGGCCUCGAACAGUGACUGGCACCCGUCCUCCGAUUUCCACGGCGCGUACCCUGAGCAGAACUCAUGGGCUAGCAGCUUCAUGAUCUUCGAGGACGAAAACAGUUACUGGAACCGAGGUCGCCUAGACUGGUAA